UCGGCAAGGGCGCGGGGCACAUUAGUUCUUGUAUGUUCAGUCUUGAGUGCGAGUGAUGAAUGUGUGAGUGCAAUACACUACAAGUGGCGACAAGAGGCUGAGAUAAGCGGACUGCAUUCAAGACGACAUGUUCCAGUCACCGGCGCCACCGGAGUUCCUGUCGCGGCCGGGACAGCGUCCUGGGAGCUGGCGACAAUGGUACGAGGACUUCCUGGUCUUCGCUGAGGCCAGCGGGUGGUUGGACUGGACGGACGGUCGUCGGACAGCGUUCCUGUUGACAGCAGUCGGAGCGGAGGCACGUCGACUCUACCGAGCUGCUGCUUCAGCUACCAAGCAGGAGAACAUCGAACCUGGAGUAAGUGACACUGACGCCGGCGGCGCUGGUGCUGCAAUUGUGUCUCAGUUCGAUGCUGCUGUAGCUGUUUUCAAGAAACUGUUUGAGAGCGAUUCUGAUGUUCGCUCUGCUCGCUUGAAAUUCCGGAAAUGCACCCAAGGCCCUGAUGAGUCAUGCGUGAUUUUCCUGGCCAACCUCCGCGAGGCAGUGGCCUGUUGCAGUUAUGGUGCCCUGACUGACGACAUACUACGUGAUCAGUUUAUCGAGGGUUGUCGCUCUGACCAGCUUCGUGACAAGCUGAUAAUGAUUGAUGACCUAUCUCAUUCCAAGCUAGAGGCUGUGGCCGAGGCCCACGAUCGGGGCUUGCAGCGAAAAGCUCUACUGCACGACUCAUCUGCCGGUGCGACUUCACCUUCAGCUCCUGCGGUGGAGGUGGCGUAUACUGGGCAGCGGCGCAGCACGAGCCGCAGUGACUCAGCGCGUAAGCAGACGCAGCGUCAGCCUCCUGUGAAGAAGUCAGGUACGUGUCGUGCCUGUGGUCGACCGGGUCACUGGGCAAAUGACAAGGAGUGCAGAGCGAGGAACCUGAAAUGUUUCAAGUGUAACACUGUCGGACACUUAAGCAAGUGUUGUCCUCGUUCUAACAAGACCGGUGCUGUUGACAAUGUGCAGAUUUUGUCCGUGUCUGCUAAGGAUGACGUAUGUCCGGUCGUUCAGACAGUGUCGUGCCCGUACUAUGAUGCCUUCAUUGAGAUGAAGCGUGUCAGGAUGCUGGUUGACACCGGCUCGGCGGUCAGCAUCGUCCCAGCGAGGACGUACUGGCAGCUCUUCAGUCACGUCCCUCUCCGUCCUGCGGGUAAGCUCGCCCAGUGGAACGGCAGCGGCAUUAAGGUGCUGGGUAAGAUGUCAGCUGACGUCACAGGACCGGACCAGCUCUCCGUUCCAGCGGAACUGUACGUGGCGGUGGGUGAUGUACCGAUCAUGGGCCGUGAUCUCCAGCAUCAGCUCGGAGUCACGGUGAGCCGUGGCAGUGUCGUCUGCCAGGUGAAGCAGGAUCAGGUGCUGCCAGCCAUCAAGGGAUUCGUCCACAAGGUGCGUCUGAUUCCCGGAGCUGUGCCCAGCACGCCACACCUGAGGACUCUACCGUACGCUGUGAGGCAGGAGGUCAGUGACCAUCUGGAGUCCCUGGAAGCCCAAGGAGUCAUCGAGAAGGUACCCUGUGGCUCUUCGCCCUGGUUGUCUCCGAUUGUCGUGGUCCGGAAGCGAGGAGGUGAGGGCCUGAGGAUCUGUCUCGAUCUGACGGCGGUGAACAAAGCCAUUGUCGCAAACGGCUACCCCAUCCCUCCGAUGCAGGAGAUGCUGGACAAGCUCCGAGGUGCCAAGGUGAUGUCCAAGCUCGACAUGAAGUCAGCCUAUCAUCAACUGGAGCUGCACGAGGAGUCCAGGAACCUCACUGCUUUCGUGCAUGAGGGUCAGACCUGGAGGUACAAGCGGUGCUGCUUUGGGCUCAAAAGUCUUCCGCAGUGUUUCCAGAAGCUCAUGGAGACUGUUCUGCAAGGCAUCCCUGGUGUUCAAGUCUACCUGGAUGACGUACUGGUCACAGCACCCACCCGUGCAGAGCACGACGCGAGGCUCAGCACCGUCAUGAAGCGGCUGAAGGACUACGACAUCACGCUGAACAGGGACAAGUGUCUGCUAGGUGUUGUGUCGCUGGAGUUCCUGGGGUUCGUCGUGUCGGAGCGUGGGAUCGAAAUCUCACCAGAUCGGGUCCAAGGUCUUCGAGACAUGGGACAACCCCAGAACACCAAGGAGCUCCAGGCUGCACUGGGGUCCCUCGCGUUCUACAGCAAGUUCGUGCCCAACUUCAGCUCUCGGGUAGAACCUCUGCGGCAGCCGCUGAGGAAAGACGCCCCAGCCUUCCGAUGGACGGAGGAGAUGACAGCUGCGCUGGAGGAUGUGAAGUCGGCGAUCUUGAACUCGUCUGCGCUGGCACCGUUCGACCCCAGUCUGCAGACGUUCGUCACGACCGACGCCAGCGACGUUGGUCUCGGGGCCGUUCUCUCACAGAUCCACCCAGAUGGAGAGAGAGUGGUGGCAUUCGCCUCCAGCACGCUCAGCGCAGCACAGCGCAAGUACAGCGUAACUGACAGAGAGGGCCUGGCAUGCGUCUGGGCGUGUCAGAAGUGGCACAAGUACCUGUGGGGCAAGGAGUUCGUUUUGCGGACGGACCACGCUGCCCUUCGCUCUCUGCUGUCUGCUAAGGGCAUCGGUCGGGCCAGUAUGCGAAUGUCUCGCUGGGCCGUCAAGCUGAUGAACUAUGCGUUUCAGGUUCAGCACAUCGAGGGGAAGUUGAACCAGGCUGAUGGCAUCUCACGCCUUCCCGGCAGUCAUGGGGUUGCAGAAGACGAGGACCAGCUGGUCGCAGCCCUGGAGGAGAUGAUGCCGGCGGUGAGCAGCGCUGAUAUCGCCGCAGCAGGCCUUGAAGAUGACGAGGUCAAGGCGCUGAUCUCGCAGAUCCCACAGCGCUGGCCGUCGAAACUGAGGGAGGUGCCGCCUGUGCUGAAGCCCUACUUCAGGUACAGGAACGAGCUGAGCAUCGAGAAGGGUGUGGUGUUCAGAGGUGAGAGGAUACUUGUUCCUUCUGCCCUCAGAACCCGCGUGGUGACAGUUGCCCACGAAAGCCAUCCCGGGAUAGUGCGCACGAAGCAGCGUCUGCGCGCAGUCUUCUGGUGGCCAGGGAUGGACGGCGAGGUGGAGACAGCCGUCAAGAACUGUCCCACCUGCUCUGUUGCGGACAAGUCGACCAAGACGUCCAGGACGCCUCUCAUCCCGGUCUCGCUGCCUACUGCGCCGUGGGACAAGGUGGGAGUGGACUUCAUUGGUCCGAUGCAGGGUCCGGCAAAUCAGAGGUACGGCAUAGUGCUCACAGACUACUACUCCAAGUGGCCGGAGGUGGCGUUUGUAUCAGAGCCAAGUACAGACGCCGUGAUUGACUUCCUGACGUCAGUGGCGACCAGAGAAGGCUGGCCGAAAGAGCUGGUGAGUGAUAAUGGAACCCAUUUCACGUCAGCACGGUUUGCAUCGUUCUUGCAGGCUAACGGGAUCAAACACAUCAAGGUGUCCCCGUAUCAUCCAGCAGGUUCCGGAGCUGUGGAACGCUUCAACCGCAGUCUGAAGUCUGCCAUCCAGAUAGGUGAGCAGCAGAAGGCAGACAGGCGGCGGCACGUUCAGCAGUUCCUGAUGGUGUACCGGGCGACGCCGCACGCCACGACGGGACGCAGCCCGUCAGAGCUGCUGCACGGACGCCAGCUGCGGACGUCACUGGAGAACGCCGUGGUGCAGAGCAGUGACUGCAGAGGUGACGGCGCCAUCCAACAGCACGUCCGGAAGAAGCAGCGAAAGAUGAAGCGGUAUCAUGACCGAACGGCAAGGAAGCCCGACAUAAAGGUAGGCGAUCUCGUUCGCUAUCGCCUGAUGCCAAGGCCGCGCAAGGGAAAACCUCGGUUUUCCAAGCCAUGUGUCGUCACCGCACAGCGUGGUCCCGUGUCGUUCGAGCUGGAGGGUGGCAUCAGAGUCCAUGCCGAGCGACUCUCCCCGUGUCAUACAUCUGUCCGCCGGCCUGACGUUCCCGGAGGAGGCGGGCGAGAACAGGCUGACGAGCCUGAUCUGCUUCCUGACGACGCCGGCGGCGGCGCCGAGACUGUCGGCGUGGAGACAGCCGAGAGAAGAGAGGCUGUCGGGCCUGAACAGCUUCCUGACGGCGCCGGAGGCGGCGCUGGGACCGUCGCAGUGGAGACAGGCGACGGCGGAGCGGCCGAAGUCGACGUAGGUGGAGACGUCUGGAACGACUCUGCCGGGAAUGCCUCUAACGUCGACGUCGAGGACGCCGGAAACAUGGAGGGCCCGUACCGCACGCGAGCGGGACGGGCAACGAGGCGCUGGUGGAGAUGAGCGCUUCGGGGGGAAGGGAAUGUAGUGUAGUACCCCUCCCCGGGCCCCCCGCCGGCUGGCAGCGGCGGCCGGAGCCGAUCCGACCUUUAGCCGGCCGGGUCAGGUAACCGGGACGGCCGCGCCGCGGCGCCGCGCCCGGGCCGGCCGGGAGACGGAGUCGGGUGCCCGCCGGCGAGCCGUCGGCAAGGGCGCGGGGCACAUUAGUUCUUGUAUGUUCAGUCUUGAGUGCGAGUGAUGAAUGUGUGAGUGCAAUACA
Messenger RNA from Amphibalanus amphitrite, 4541 nucleotides. RefSeq lists its product as uncharacterized. The coding region runs from base 128 to 4285 and encodes 1385 amino acids. Gene Ontology annotation, molecular function: nucleic acid binding; zinc ion binding; aspartic-type endopeptidase activity. The transcript is spliced from 2 exons. The record is from RefSeq and is a predicted model, not a curated record. Lineage: Eukaryota; Metazoa; Arthropoda; Thecostraca; Balanomorpha; Balanidae. Gene Ontology annotation, biological process: proteolysis; DNA integration.